Wyeomyia smithii (pitcher-plant mosquito) is the source of this 2312-nucleotide messenger RNA. It is a transcript of the gene Rab1, whose product is annotated as ras-related protein Rab-1A. Lineage: Eukaryota; Metazoa; Arthropoda; Insecta; Diptera; Culicidae. Gene Ontology annotation, molecular function: GTPase activity; GTP binding. The record is from RefSeq and is a predicted model, not a curated record. The transcript has 6 exons. The coding region runs from base 301 to 921 and encodes 206 amino acids.
GUCGUGUCAGUCAGAGUCGCACGCAAAGUCUAGAAAAUAGCCAUCGUUCCGUCAGUAGCGAAGGAAAAUCUCCGUCGAAAAGUGUCUUUUUUUGCAAAUCGUAUCAGAAAAGUGCUGCGCCGCGAGAGUGAAAAAAAGGAAAUCCGCUGAUACUGCUGUUCUGUUGUCCCGGCGAAAGAGUGCGAGACGUGAAAAACGGUGGAGUUAUUUCGUGUGAAUUGGUUCAGCUUCGGGUAGCCCUGAUUAGUGUAACAAAAGGAUACCCACGAAUUUACGGAUAAACGAGUGCCCAAGCAGGAAAUGUCCGCAUCUGCAAUGAGUCCCGAAUACGAUUACCUAUUUAAACUGCUCCUGAUCGGCGAUUCGGGUGUUGGAAAAUCUUGCCUGCUUCUGAGAUUUGCUGACGAUACAUACACGGAGAGCUACAUCAGUACAAUCGGUGUUGACUUUAAAAUUAGAACAAUUGAUUUGGAUGGCAAAACAAUCAAACUACAAAUUUGGGACACCGCCGGUCAGGAGCGCUUCCGUACCAUAACCUCAUCGUAUUACCGGGGAGCACACGGUAUUAUCGUGGUGUACGACUGCACCGACCAGGAGUCGUUCAACAAUGUCAAACAGUGGCUGGAGGAGAUCGAGCGCUACGCCUGCGAGAACGUCAACAAGCUGCUGGUUGGCAACAAGUGCGAUCUGCAGACAAAGAAAGUGGUCGAUACAACUACGGCUAUGGAAUAUGCGAAUCAACUCGGCAUUCCAUUCCUGGAGACGUCCGCUAAGAACGCAACCAAUGUGGAGCAAGCCUUCAUGACGAUGGCGGCGGAGAUCAAGAACCGCGUCGGGCCACCAUCUAGCGCAGCGGAGGCGCCGAGUGCCGUCAAGAUUGACAAAGGCCGCAACGUUGAAGCAAAGUCGGGUUGCUGCUGAACAGGUUCUCGAGCCAGAAGCUACUACUAUUCUACUACAUUUCGUUCGUUUUGUGCGUUCCGUUUCUCUUGUACAUUUCCCCCUAGAAAAAAAAAAAAACAAACACACACCCACGCCUACACAAACACAUACAAGUGAGCAUGUGAGAAUCUUCACAUCGGGCUUCUUCUGGUACUCUCCCUCCUAGACCUACACAGUAAUUGUGCACUAUUCUACUAUCGUAUUAUUCAAAUAAAAUAUACAACUGAAACGCUGCUGCUAACUGACCCGAUAUCGGCAUUUUCGUCAGUCUGCAUUCUCUUAUAUUCAGCCGGAUCGAACGCAUAUUAAUUCUACAACCCACAGCAGAAUUGAUAACCAGUUUAGUAUCAUAAUUCAAGCCUAAAAUCUAAAUCUGUAGAGGUUCAAAUAAGGCAGAACAGUAUAAACAGUUACGCGCAGAAGAGAACGAUUGUCGCAGGUGAAAAUUAAAAAUAAAGCUAGUAUAAGAAAGAAAAAAAUAUUCAUUAGAGGAAAUACUUUUACUAGAGCGAACCAACCAAGGAAUAUAAAGGAAAAUGAAAAUUAAAUGAAGAAGAAGAAAAAGAGAAACAAAUUGGCAGGUAAUCAUCUGUAUUGGAUACAAGCAUUAAAAACAUCAACUAGGUGAAGCACAUUUAAAAUAUGCAACAUGCAAGAAAACGAGUUAAAUAAAAACAGCUAGUGAAGCGCAGUGCAUUGCCAGCCGGGGAAGUCCGCAUACGCUAUCGUUGUUUUAUCGAGCCGAAAGAAAUCAAGAAGCUGAAGAAGUCAAAGGCGCCGAAUGGUCAGAGCUUCGCGUCCUAUAGAAAGCGUGAGGAGUUUCGCCCAAUUCCACUAGCACUAGGAGCAAGAUAGUUUUACUUUCGGUCCUUAUUAUCCUCUCUUCCUUGGCUGUAGUGUGUGGUGCAGUAGGAUAAAUGGCAGGAUGGAAAUUUAUUUCCACGCUACCCAGAUAGAAGUUUUUUUUCUGUGUGUCUAUACAGUUUUAGUUUAUGAAAUCGCAAAAAAUAAGAAAAUAAUAUCAGAUGUAUUUAUAUUCAUUAUUUUGAAGCUACUCUGCAGUUAGCGAGGGGAAAAUAAAUUUAUGUUUAAAAAGGUCUUUCUACCGUUUUGAGAAUAAUUUUUAUGAAAGCAAUAUCAACCCAGGCCCGCUUUGUUUUAGUUAGAGCGCAAGAUGUUUUCUGAGCACUUAUAUUUUUUCGAUCCGAUUUUGGCAAGUCAAGGUCCAGAAAGCGAUCCGUGUAGUUGUGGUGAGAUGAAACAAAACGAAAAACAAACAAUGAGACAACAGCACACCCAAUUCCAGAGAAAGAGAAAAGUAAGGGUACAACAUAAUGCUAACAAGUCGUAAAUAAAAACAGGAAAAACUA